UUCCGGUUGUUUUUUGUUGUCCCACCAGAAGCAGAGUGGGGGUUUUCGUUUCUGAUCGUUUAGUAGUUUUUUUCCCCUUCAAUUAUAGCAUUGGAUUUACGGUAUAAAUACCGAAAUAAACGUAAAAGUAGCAGCUAAUGCUUUAAUUUAGUUGUAGCUAACUUGUUUUUAAAGUGUCGGUUUCCUGGACUCGCCGAAUGGCAUAAAUAAGGAUCUUUUCAUCAAUGGCUAUGCUGUGGUCAAAAAUCUCUGCUCUUCUGCCUCUGAAUGAGGAACAGUUUCCACUGCAGUUCAGUGACAAAGUGGAGUCGAGUGUUGUGGACAUACUGAAACGGUCCAGGCGACAGCUGUACAGCAACGCUACGAGUAACAGCUGUAUGCUUAAUGCUCAGAUCAUUCUGGAUAUUUCGUGGGAGAAGCUAAACACAGGAACAUGGCGUCAUGUGGACAAAGAGUGGAGACGUGUCUAUUCCUAUGGCUGUCUGUUCAAAGUGGCUGCACUGUGUCAUGAGGAUCCAUCGAGAGAUAAGAUCCUGCAGGCUGUAAGGACUUGUGACAUGGGUUUAAUCAUGGGUGCCGCCAUCAUGGAUAAUAUACUUCAAGCUGUUGUUCGGAUUCUGCAGGCGGAAGUCAGGAAAUCUUCAAAAGAAGAUGAAACUGCUGCUUGUGCUGAAGUCAAGAGAAUAAAGACUGAGAGUCCAUGUGUUCUUGUGGUCAGAGAAGAGUUGGCGGUUCCCAGGAUCAAGUGUCCGUCGCUACAGAGCUUCAACAUAAACUACCUGCUCCCCCUCCGACCAGUGAUUUUAGAGGGGAUCAUUGACCACUGGCCCGCCCUCAAUGAACACCCCUGGAGCAUAGAAUACCUCAGGCAUGUGGCUGGUUGUCGUACGGUUCCUGUCGAGGUGGGAUCCAGGUACACUGAUGAGGAAUGGUCACAAACACUGACGACGGUCAAUGAAUUCAUCGACCAGUAUGUUUUGAAUAAAGCCAAAACCACCCAGAGUGGAGUGAAAGGCCUGGGUUAUCUGGCUCAACACCAGCUUUUUGAUCAGAUACCAGAGCUGAAGGAAGACAUCCGCCUCCCUGAUUAUUGCUGUCUUGGUGAGGGAGAGGAAGACAAUAUUACUGUAAAUGCGUGGUUUGGGCCUGGAGGUACAGUGUCUCCUCUUCACCAAGACCCUCAACAGAACUUCCUGGCUCAGGUUGUGGGAAGAAAAUACAUUCGCCUGUAUUCCCCAAAGGACACAGACAAGCUGUACCCCCAUCAGUCACAGCUGCUCCAUAAUACCAGUCAGGUGGAGGUGGAGAAUCCAGACACAGAGAAGUUCCCAGAGUUUGUCAAGGUUCAGUAUCUUGAAUGUGUGUUACAGCCUGGAGACGUGCUGUUCAUUCCUGCCCAACACUGGCAUUAUGUACGAUCCCUGGAACUCAGCUUCUCUGUCAGCUUCUGGUGGUCAUGAUUGGAGAUCCUUAAUAAAAAAAACUAUUAUUUUUGUUGUUAAAUUUGAGCUGAGUUUGUUUUCUCCUGCUGUGGAGGGAAAUCAGAUCCAUAACUAAUGCUAGGCUAAUUCUCAUAAAUGUUAGGACAACCACUGAUCACACAAGCCUUUUGAGCUAUGAACACACACAGCUGAAUGAUUAGUUGAAUUGUAACAACAUCUAUUGUGUGGGAAGCUAGGAGCAAAAAACUAAACAAAAUAAAAACAAAAUAGCAACAACAAAUGAGCAGUUAAACUGUUCAACCUGCAUGUAAUUUGUUAUUAGUCAUCUCAUUUGAUAGGAUAUGUUUCUCUUUUCAAACUGACUUAUUUAAUUGUUGUCAACCGUAUUGCUACAGAUAUCCUCAGAUGUGUGAUUUCCAUAAUUCAUGGAAAUGAAUUCUCAAAUUUAAUAACUGAGCGAGCUACAGGUACGAAAAUGUGCUAAUAAACAGUUCUCUGGUUAAACUGACAGACUGAGAAAAUCAAGCAGGUCACAGAUGAAAAUUAAUAAAUUAACGGAAUUGAUCCCCUGGGCACAGACAGACUUUGAAAUUGAAACAGUCUUGAUGGUUAAGUACCAUGACAGUACAACUCUUGUCUAAUACCAAAAACACAACACCUGACUGCAAAGACUGCAGCGCUUCCUUUCAGCUUUUCAGUCCUCUGACAAGCCCCAGUCAUGUAUCCCCUAGGUCCAUUUCAAUCAAGCCUGUUAAUUAGAUCCAUGAAGUAUGUGAGGAUAUGGCAGUAAUAAGUAGACGAAGCACUGGUGUACAUAUCUGAUCUGCAUUUCAACCUUAUUCACUGUCAGCUAAAGUAGUGUUUUGGGAAAUUAAGGCUGUAGAAAACAGUAUUUCUGAGGAGGUCCUGAAGAGUUGUGUGGGAAUAUUAAAACAAUAGUCCAACAAAGGGUAUUAAAACUGCUGCUUUUCCUGAUUUAGAAAAGAUGAAUGAAUGCAAAAAAAAAAAAAAAAAAA
Monopterus albus (swamp eel) is the source of this 2458-nucleotide messenger RNA. RefSeq names its product lysine (K)-specific demethylase 8 (gene kdm8). The coding region runs from base 225 to 1460 and encodes 411 amino acids. The transcript has 8 exons. Gene Ontology annotation, cellular component: nucleus. Gene Ontology annotation, molecular function: histone H3K36 demethylase activity. The record is from RefSeq and is a predicted model, not a curated record. Lineage: Eukaryota; Metazoa; Chordata; Actinopteri; Synbranchiformes; Synbranchidae.